This is a messenger RNA of Aedes albopictus (Asian tiger mosquito), 1031 nucleotides long. RefSeq lists its product as uncharacterized. The coding region runs from base 6 to 905 and encodes 299 amino acids. Lineage: Eukaryota; Metazoa; Arthropoda; Insecta; Diptera; Culicidae. The transcript has a single exon. The record is from RefSeq and is a predicted model, not a curated record.
ACCAAAUGCAAUCAAUCGACUUCACUAGUUUUAAACUAAACCUUGAUAAGAUGGUGUAUUGGAACGGAAGCCUUGCCAAGGUUCGACUCUUCAGGGGUCAACUGGAAGAUGCAGUCAAUCGAUAUCUGGACCGGGAUCAUUUCCGUUGCUUGGAGUUGGUCACCAUUGGUGGAGGCAUCCAGUACAGCAACCGGGAACCGUGCAAACGAUGCUGCAUGACGUUGUACCGUCUGCUGGGUGUUUAUCAAUUCUGUGUGGCAAUGUGCAAGUUUAUUUUUGAUUUGAAUCAUCAGGAAGAUAGAAUAACGUUGUACGCCACGGUCCUGGUGUUCGUAGGUUUCUUGAUAUGCUUCGUCAGGAUCUUCAUAGUGCAACACUACGACGCAGCGAUUCAACAAUGCAGGACAUUCGUUGGGAGACGUCGCUGCAAAUCCGGAGAUCCAGAUUAUGACGCAUCAAUACGGAAAGAGACAUCUCGUGCCACAGGUCACGGAGUCCUGGCAAUGAUUUUGUUCUUCCUUGGUAACCAAUUUCUCAUCUGGAUACCUUGCGCUGCCAGAGACCGUGUUUUUGGGAUACCACGUCAGUUCGAAAGUUUGGGACCUGCUCUCACUGUUCCGAUGCAGCAACUGUUCACUGCAACAUUGGCUUUCUUUUGGGACUGCAGAUUGUUCUACUCCACUAUCAUGAUGUCCGUAAUUCUAAUGGCGUUGCGAGCUGAAUUGUUGAUCGUUUCCCAUGGGUUCAAGACAAUCUUAAAUAGAGCGAGACAUAUGCAAGAGGAAAACGAUCGAGGAUCAUUGUCGGAUGUCGUCCAGCUUAAAUACUUGCAGAAAACAUUGAAAUCGGUCUUGGAACAACACAUUGAAUUUCUAAGGUGUACAUCGUUCAUUUAUUCAGUCUAGUAGGAACUUAAAGAAUUUCAUGCAAAUUUCAGAAUCAUAGACGUUUUGCAACCGUUCAUCAACUAUGCAUUUGCUGUAACCUAUUACUGCACAAUGGCCCUCGUUGCUAUCUUGGUAUAUGUGCUC